Messenger RNA from Dermatophagoides farinae (American house dust mite), 995 nucleotides. Its product is annotated as 3-hydroxyacyl-CoA dehydrogenase type-2. Gene Ontology annotation, molecular function: estradiol 17-beta-dehydrogenase [NAD(P)+] activity. Lineage: Eukaryota; Metazoa; Arthropoda; Arachnida; Sarcoptiformes; Pyroglyphidae. The record is from RefSeq and is a predicted model, not a curated record. Gene Ontology annotation, cellular component: mitochondrion. Gene Ontology annotation, biological process: androgen metabolic process; fatty acid metabolic process; estrogen metabolic process.
CAAAUUGUAUUGUCAGUGUUCUGUAUUAUCAUCAUCAUCAUCAAUUAAUUUAAAUCAUAAUUUGAAAUAGAAUAAUCGAAAUGUUGUUGAAUACAAUCAAGGGAUUAACAGCGUUUGUUACCGGUGGUGGAUCUGGUCUUGGUCUAGCCGUAUGUCGACAUUUAGCCGGACUUGGUAUCCGUGUGGUGACAAUCGAUUUGAAACCGAGCGAAGAAAAAAUCGAUAAUGUCACUGGAAUAAAAGGUGAUAUUAGAAAAGAAACUGACAUAAUGGAAGCAUUGAAAUUAUGUCAAGAUUCCAAUGAUGGUCAACAACGAUUAAAUAUUCUUGUCAAUUGUGCCGGUGUUGCCAAUGCAUUCAAAUUGUAUAAUUUCAAUUCGCAAAAACCACAGCGAUUACGAGAUUUUCUUGAUCUAGUUGAAAUUAAUGUCUAUGGUACAUUCAAUGUGAUUCGAUUAUCGAUACCAUUGUUGGCUAACAAUCCAAUGAGUGAGAAUGGAACGAAAUCGGUCAUCGUAAAUACAUCGAGUAUAUUGGCAUGGGAAGGCCAUGAAGGACAGACCGGUUAUUCGGCUACACAGGGAGCAUUGAAUGCUAUGACAUUGCCAUUAUCCAGAGAUCUAGCCAAAGAAGGCAUUCGUGUCAAUACGAUUGCCACCGGCUUUUUCGAAACACCGUUAGUUAUACGAUCAAAUGCACCAGAAUUAUUCGAAUUCAUACAAUGUGCUACACCUUGUCCUUCAAGACUUGGUCAACCGGAGGAAUUUUCCAAACUUGUCGAAACGAUUAUUGAAAAUCCAAUGCUCAAUGGUGAAAUAAUACGAUUAGAUGGCGCAUGUAGAUGGCCAGAAAGGGGAUAAUUUUGUGUCAUUGUUUUGUAUUAUAGUAGUAUUCUUUUUUUUAUUAUUCCAUCAAUUUACAAAUCCAGCGGGAAGAAAAAACAAGACAUGGAAUACAAGUGAGUGUGUAGUAAAAUAAAUACAAUUUUACAAUGA